CCCCCAGGACUGCAUCCAGGAGUGGGCAGGUCUUUCCUAUCUCAGACAGCCAGACAUGAGCCAGCCCUACAGGAGCACCCAGAGCUCAGAGGCAUCAGAAUAGCCCUGUGUUCACAUCAAGCUCUGAAUCUCCCUUAGGAACUGCAGCUGCUGAAUGCUUCUCCCUAUGGCUGUGGACCUGGAGCCUUUAUAAAGUGAGCGACCACACCGUCCUGUCCAGUCUCAGCUGGGAAGCCAGCAGCCAUGAGGCUCUACUACCUUCUCUUUGCGUUGCUCUUCUUGUUCUUGCUGCCUGUUCCAGGCAAUGGCGGCAUCAUAAGCGGGUUACAAAGGUAUUAUUGCAAAAUAAGAAGCGGCCGGUGUGCUCUGAUUGGCUGCCUUCCAAAGGAGGAACAGAUAGGCCGCUGUUCACUGAGUGGCCGAAAAUGCUGCCGGAAGAAGAAAUGAAAAAUCCAGAAAUACAAGAAGAAUGUCACAAAGCGUCAAAAUGCUUCCUCCAGAAGCCAUUCAAAUUAAAGACUUUUUACAAAAAAUUAGAAGCUUGAUUAUUAUCAUUUUUAUUUUUUAACAUUCUGUUUAUUGUGCUAGUUGUUACCAAACAGGAAACUUAGAAAGUGUUAAUGACUCACCUUUAAUUCAAAUAAAGUAUAACCCAUAGUGAGAGGAUCCAAA
Molecule: messenger RNA, 672 nt
Organism: Bubalus bubalis (water buffalo)
Lineage: Eukaryota; Metazoa; Chordata; Mammalia; Artiodactyla; Bovidae
Product: beta-defensin 103A
Exons: 3
Coding region: 244-447 (67 amino acids)
Biological process (GO): defense response to bacterium; cell chemotaxis
Cellular component (GO): extracellular region
Molecular function (GO): chemoattractant activity; CCR6 chemokine receptor binding
Source: RefSeq, a predicted model, not a curated record